This is a messenger RNA of Penicillium waksmanii, 1404 nucleotides long. RefSeq names its product synembryn. Gene Ontology annotation, biological process: G protein-coupled receptor signaling pathway. The record is from RefSeq and is a predicted model, not a curated record. Bases 1 to 1404 code for a protein of 467 amino acids. The transcript has 6 exons. NCBI's taxonomy places the organism in Eukaryota, Fungi, Ascomycota, Eurotiomycetes, Eurotiales, Aspergillaceae. Gene Ontology annotation, molecular function: G-protein alpha-subunit binding; guanyl-nucleotide exchange factor activity. Gene Ontology annotation, cellular component: cytoplasm.
AUGGCAUUCGGCCAGCUGCAUGGGGCAGAGAAACUCCAAAAAGUGACCCAACUGCUCGAUACCCUCCAGAAGGACCUGCAAGACAAGCAUCUCACAUCGGCGCAACGUGUCCAGAUCUUGCUCGAAGUGCGCCAACACGGUACGAACCCAGUCGACGCCGGUCCGAUUUAUUGCAGCAAUGGAAUCAACACGCUCAUGCGCUAUGGAGUCGACGGCGAGACGGUCGAUGUUCGCCGAGCGGCCCUGCGUGGCGUUGCCAAUGCCCUUUUGCUCGACCCAACAAUGCGUCAGGUUUUGGUGGACACUGGCUACGCAGGAAAGCUAGCCGAACGUCUCAAGACCGACAGCUCCGACGACGAGAUGAUCACUAGCCGCAUUCUUUUCUUAAUGACCUAUGAUACGACAUUGGAUUUUGAGAUUUUGAUCAACAAGCACUCCUUGGGAGAUAACGUCAACUAUCAACUCGCCCGGCACGCGAAACAAUUUCCCAAGUCUGGACGCGCAUCUCUCUCGCAGAUAGAUGAAUUGGGUCUCAUCGAUACUCUCAAAGUGAUCUUUAACGUUUCCAAGAUCUACCCUGACCUCGCUGCUUCCUUUUCACCUUCUAUCCCCCACAUUCUGAAGAUCAUCAGUCGGAUAGAGAUUCCAGCAAAGCCCCUGGAUGGUCUCCUAAGCUACCUCAUCAACUGCCUGUCUGUCCUCGACCUCGAAGAGAAGAAGGGCAAAACGUUCGAUAGCAGUCCUCUGUUCCCGACAUUCGACAAGAACUGCAACGUGGAUAAACUAAUCAACAUCUUGGAUCAAGCUGUCUCACUGUACAGUCCCGAGGAGCUGGAGGAAAAGGCUGUCCCACUUCUGCACUCUCUUAUUGUCGUCCAUGAGGUAGCACCGGACGGGCCUCGCAAGUAUAUGCAAUGGCUGCUCCUACCAGAAGACAAUGACCGCACCCAACCAAUCGGAAAAUCCGACACACUCUCUUCACGACUUCUCCAUUUAUCGACCAGCCCCUACCCCAACUUGAAGACUGGCAUCUCCGAGCUAAUGUUCGUCCUUUCUGGAAAAGAUGCAGAGAAUCUAACUCGCCGAAUCGGUUAUGGCUUUGCCGCUGGCUUCUUGGCAGCUCGCGGCAUGGAGAUUCCCCAAACUGCUGGCGAGGCGUAUGCGACAAACACGGACGGGGAGGACUCGCACGUCAACCCAAUCACCGGACAGCGCUGGAACGCAGAGCCCGCAGAUACGGGUCCUCCUAUGACUAUGGAAGAGAAGGAACGAGAGGCAGAAAGGCUAUUUGUGCUCUUUGAAAGGGCAAGAGCAAAUGGUCUUCUGGGCGUUGAGAACCCGGUCAGAACGGCUGUUGAGGAAGGAAGAUUUGAGGAACUUUCAGAUGAUGCAGACAGUGAUUAA